GUGGAUUUCCAGAAUCAAAGUAUGGGUGCGCGCAUAACGCGAUUACAGUACUCCCUUGAACAAAUGCAAGCGGCGAAACGCUACUUACCAGAAGAAUGUCUCCGAGAGGUUUUUGCAGAAAUUGAAGCCAACCACUCAGCUGCAGUAAAAGAGAACAAACUGAUUUAUCAGGCACACAUAGGCGAUGUGCAUACAUUGCCGGCAGUGCCAAGAGCAACAUUGGUGAAGGCAAUCGCUCCUACCAGUCCAUUGAAUUCAGGGUUCAAAGAUGUCUUUUCGAGUGUUAUAUCUACAGAUGCUCUUAGAACUGUACAAGAUUUUGACAGAAUGAAGAACGAACGGCUAAAAAUGGAAACUGAUAGAUUGAAUGAACACACAGAGCUGAUGGAAGGGAUUGUAGCUUCACUUGGAAUAUCAGAAGAAAUGUCUACUAUUCCAGGAUCUGUGAAGCGGCACUCAGCUGAGGUAUUGUUUAUUGCUAUCUACCUGAACGCACAUACUCUACACUGCCGGUAUAUCUUCUGA
Molecule: messenger RNA, 525 nt
Organism: Strongylus vulgaris
Lineage: Eukaryota; Metazoa; Nematoda; Chromadorea; Rhabditida; Strongylidae
Source: the annotation of a GenBank genome assembly